Acanthisitta chloris (rifleman) is the source of this 288-nucleotide messenger RNA. RefSeq names its product coiled-coil domain containing 86 (gene CCDC86). The annotation marks the transcript as partial. The transcript is spliced from 3 exons. Gene Ontology annotation, cellular component: nucleolus. The record is from RefSeq and is a predicted model, not a curated record. Lineage: Eukaryota; Metazoa; Chordata; Aves; Passeriformes; Acanthisittidae.
AUGAUCCAGGACAAGGCUCUCCGUACCUCCUGGGCACAGAAAAUGAAGGAGAGGCAGGAGAGGAAGCUGGUCCGGGAUCUGGCACGGCAGCUGGAAGAAGGGAAGAAGAGGGAACGAGAGGAAAAGAAGCGUCGGAGGGAGGAGAACCUGAAGCGGCGCCUGGAAAACGAGCGGAAGGCCGAGAUUGUCCAAGUGAUCCGGAACCCCCUGAAGCUCAAGAGAGCCAAGAAGAAGCAGCUGAGGCGUGUGGAGAAACGGGACACACUGGCUCUGCUCCAGAAGACACCU